Messenger RNA from Polypterus senegalus (gray bichir), 2590 nucleotides. It is a transcript of the gene ccdc157, whose product is annotated as coiled-coil domain containing 157. NCBI's taxonomy places the organism in Eukaryota, Metazoa, Chordata, Cladistia, Polypteriformes, Polypteridae. The record is from RefSeq and is a predicted model, not a curated record. The coding region runs from base 53 to 2299 and encodes 748 amino acids. The transcript has 11 exons.
CGAGUAGUACACAGAAAACGGGGCGAAGAAGGCAAAGUGUCUUUUCAGGUGGAUGAACAACUUGAUCCUGCACGUAGAAAGCUCUUUAAGAAACCACCCAAAAAUCAUGACCUACCUCCUGGGCAGGCAGGACUGUGUCGAGAACCUGCGGAAGGAUGUCACUGACCUACAGGGGACCAUUCUGGAUGUGACAUCUCGGGCAGGUCCUGCACGCUUUCCCUCUUGGAAGUUUCCGGACAAGAUCUCUUGUGAUCUGGAUUUGGUGGCCCUGCUGGAUCACUACGACUUUGUUGAGGGAGAUGAAGAAUUCAGUCAGCAUUCCCACAUUGUGCUCCUGGAGUUAGUGGUGGACAGGUUGCUGCUGCUUCUGCAGUGUUUUACACGGUAUAAUGAAACCCUGCUAGGUGACCAUAAAAACACCUUGCAGUCCAAGUCUAUUGGACCCUCAAUGUCCAUAGGGCUAGUGGUGAAGACUUACUGGAAUAGUCUUCUCAAGCUCGACAACUUAUAUCAGACUGGCCUCAAAGAGAAAUUUCCAGAAAAAGAAAUGUCAGCCUUACACUGGAAUGGCGGAGAACAGGAGAGACAGAAGGAUAAUCCAAAUCAAUUCGCCUCUCCAUUAAAAAGCAUUGGGGAGAACAGAGAGAAGCGCUCACAGUCUGCUGCUGCUGCGGGUACUUCUCGGUACAUCCCACCAGUCGGCACCCCGUUCUCGGUGGCCAAUGAUUGCCGCACUAUAGGCAGUCAAACUGUGGAGUCUUCCCUGGUGCCUUGUGAUGCUUGUGCUCGUUCCCAGUCCUCGUUGAAGGAAGUUGGCAAAGCCAUAAUCUGCAUUUGCCAAAGUCAAAACCUGCCAUCUUCCCUGUGUCGUUUUCAAGAAGUGACAGAUGAGAUUUUGGGCGAGACUCAGCUCUCUGCAUCAGAUAUGGCCUACUGGGCCGCAGAACAAAGCAAGGACCUGGCCCGCAUUAAUAAGCACUUCACUGACCUCCUGAAUCAGGUCAAGCCCCUCAAAAAGAGCUUGGCAGCUUCGGAGGCUGAGCAGGCAGCUUUGAAGAAGGAAGUGCUGACCUUUGAGGAGGUUCUUCACAGGGAGAAGGGGGAAUGCAAACGUAAAAUGCAAGAGUGCGAGAACAAACUGCAAGCCAUGCAUGCGAGGAAUGCAGAUGCAGUCAAAAAGCUAGAAGUAGAAAAAGAGGAGUUAAAAAAAGAUGCUUCCAGUCUGAAGGAGAAGCUAAAAAAUCAGCAGGCCAGCAUUCAGGAUCUGGAGCAGCAAAGAGAAAAACUACUGCAAGAAAUGAGAACCCAGAUGGUCGACAAGAGCGUGGUGCUUGUCUUGGAGGGUAACGUCCGAGACCUUAACAUGCGUUUGGCCACCAACACCUCAGAACUCUCUGCCACUAUUGUGGAACUGGACAAGGAGAGGGCCAAGUUCAUCAGCUUGACUAGGCAGCAGGAGUCCCUGCAGGUUAAACACAGAGCCUUGCUGCAGCAAGUAGACUCCCUGGACCAAGAGUGCGAGGGAGUGCGUCAGAGUUUGGAGGAGAGUGACGAAAAACGAGCACAGCUCCAAGAAGAGCUUUCCCAGCUCACGUCGGAGACGGCUUCAUUGCGGUGUCAGCUUCAGGAGCAGAAGGUGGUGACAGAGCAAUUGCAAGAGGAAAAACAGAAAUUGGAAGGGUCUGUUUCAGAGCUAAAAGAUUCAAUUUGUCAACUGGAGAAGCAGGUCCAGGAGCAGAAGCAGAGGGAGAAGCUGCUAAUGGACUACCCAGAUCUGUGCCCACCCUCCCAGUGUCAACUUGACAGUACAGGCGAUAUCAUUACGGACAUGGAGAAACAAAUGCAGGCCAAUUCUGUAAGGAUCGGCAUCCUGGAGGAGCAGAACUCCCGUCUAAGAAACAGCCUGCAGAAGCUGAAGGAGAGCGUUCAUCCCUCGGACCUCAAGAUAAUUCCUCAGAUGCAGCUCUGGUCAGAUUCCGCGCUCAGCCAUAAGGACGAAGCCUCACAAAAUUCGCCGUUUAAGGAUGACGUUCACCUCACAGAUUGCACUACACACAGCUGGUUGAAAGACAGAGACAGCGACUCAGAGCAUAGUGUGAAGACCUCCAAGUCCUCGAGAGGCUCAAUAGGACCCUGGGAGAAGAGGUCACCCCCUGUGACUGGAUACAGCUAUGCGCCCAUCCCUGUGGUGUCAAUUCCUAAGCCGAGGCCUCACACUGGCAGCGGCAGCUCCAUGCGACUCAAAGAAACUUCAGGGAGAAGCCAGCCAGUGACCACAUUGCAGGUCAGAAGGAAGUAGUGGGACUUGGAAACUAAAAGAUAAAUGGAGACAGCCAAUAGAUUUGUGUAAUAAAUCAUUUUGUAGGGAUUUUUACACGAGGUCAAGCUGUAUUUCUUUCAAUGUUUGAGCUCCAUUAGAUCAAGCCGGCUUUGGAUUCAUUAGCAGGAAGAGUGUGGUAAAUCUGAUCCGAAAUUGGCAAAAAGAGCCAGUUAUCAUGUGACAUCUAACAACGAGCGCUGCUUCCCACUUGCAAUCAAUUUAAAUGGAGGAAAGUUGGCUGAACCUUUGUGUCUGUGUGGACCACCCUUA